UCAAUCGUGUGCUUUUUGAUUGCUAUGUAUUAAUGUAUUAAUAAAACCAUUGAAUAAUUUCAAYCAAUUUUCACAAAUCAAUUGACUCUCAAAUUAGUAGUUAUUUAAGAGAUUUACAAAACAAUUACUGUUUUUUAUAUUUUAUUUAAAUUAUCGAUCAAUUUGUUUGAACAUUACUUUAUCGGCGAUCAAGUGGUCAAUUAAUCGGUGAUUGUAUGGUGAAUCCGGUCAAUGACGGUAUGACUUCAGCGACCAAUCAACUCAAGGAAUUACUUCAAUUGUCAUCAUUUGCAGCAAUGACUACGAAUGCCGGCUCGGGUACUGUCGGUGCGAUCGGAGGUGCCGUUUGUCCGCAAGUGAACAGUUUGCUUAACUCCUUUGUCAAUGACUUGAAUGCCGAUAAAGUAAAUAAUGGCAAUCAGUUAGUGACCUCACACGCUGUCAGACAUCCACUGCCCAAUAACUGCACAAUCAAAGUGAACACUUCAUCCAUCAAGAAUUUGUUUGAUGUGUUAGCCCUUAAAGUGGCCGAAGAAGGACACGAGUCGACAAACUCUGACUUUACUAAAAUUGAACGUUUAGUUGAUUUUAAUUGGGAUUACAGUGCAAAUGUCAAUUGGAUUGCUGUAAGCAAUCGUAAACCGUUUAUCGCUUAUGUGAUACACAAAGUGAACAGACAAACGAAUAUGAAGACAAAACAGUCGAAUGUGGCCAUCAAUGACUCGGCCAACACUCAAAUGAUUCGCAUAAUGAACUACGAGUCGCGACAGAGGCUACUCGUAAAAGGCGUUUUCCAUCAUCCCAUCGCUGAUCUCUCAUUUGCCAUCAAUUCGGUCUCAUCUAACAGUCUGGACGUCAGUAAGUUGGCGGUGGCCGACAAAGGCGGCAAUCUUUAUAUCUAUAGUAUCAAAGAAGAUAACAGUGAACUAACAGCCAAUCAAGUGCUUGAAAUUGUUAACGACGGCAACACUCAUGACUUUGUACGACUGUCGUGGUGUCCAUACAUUCCUAGCGAAGAUGAAGACGUGGAAGUCGAGGGCGAUCCUGGACUCACUUUGGCGCUUACGUGUGACGAUCGACUCGAGUUGUUUGCCAUUGAUUUACUGCAGACGCUAUAUAAGGAGACAAUUGUUGUCGAAAUGUCAAAACUGCGGGCCUCUAACACUGGUUAUCAGCUCAUAGAGCGCGCACACGAAGGUCCCAUAACAUCUACAUCUAUUGCACAAGAAGUGACUGCUAUUUGUACGACAGGUUUAGACAAUAAAAUUCGUUUUUAUUCGGUAACACUAAACCAGAAGUCGAGUUCCGCACAGAAAGGAUUUCUAAAGGAAUGGAAUAUUUGUAAAGAAUAUAAAUAUUACGAAAGAGAUGACCAAAUGAGUGCCUUUUUCUUUUUGGAUGACUUUGAUUAUCUUCUCUGUCAACAGGACCCUAUAUUUUGGGGAUACGGUCUUAUAGGUACUCGUUGUGGUCACAUAGCUAUCAUCAAUCUUAAGGACUGGCAUCUAAUGCAGACACUUAAACUGACGGCUGAAUAUGAUAUCGAGUCAACUGUUUUUGAAGAGUUUACAUAUAGAAUGGAUUUAACAGCUCAUUAUGUGCUGGCUAUCAGAGGUCACGACGCCUUCCUAUUGCACAUCCAUUUUCCGUACGACAAGGAAGAGAAUUACGAAGAUUACGAUAUCAUAAAUAAUACUAAUAGAGAACCAUUUGAUAAUUCGUUUCCAUACAUCUCCAAAGUAACCCGAUUUCAGAUAUAUAACACACCGUUGCGUUCGUUUGCUGUGAAGAAGUCAAUUCUUGGCAAUCUAUUAAUAUUUUGGAUAAAUAAUAAAUCAUUAGAAAUGUGUUGUAUUGACCCGACACUGAUUGUUGCCGAAGAAACGUGUCCAGUGAUAAUGCAAGUCGAGGCUUCGGCUCUAAAUAACUCUUCAACUGUUUUCAAUAAGAAUUUAGAUCUAAUCGGUGAUGUGCCGAUGCUUAAUGGUUACAAUGCUUUCGACGCUUUACCUGCCGAACCAAUUGCUGACCAAAUCGGUAGUAAUGUACUCGAAACACAGAUAAUGGUAGUUACUUCAUCAAUAGCAAUACCUGUCACACCAAAUGUCAUUACAGACACAAUACCGUCUCUCAAUUUGUUGCCAAUACCGCCGCAGCCAACCUUUUCCACUCAAUCUUUCCCGACGGCACUAAUGGCGAGACCAGAGUCGCCCACAAGUAAAGAAGUGGAACAUAUUCUUAAUCCAACGCUGACAAUGAAUAAUGCAUUGAAUGCUACCAUUAGUAAUACCGAUGCACUGAAAUCAUUGCUUCACAUGAAUGCUAAUUUAGAUCCAUUUCAUGUAAAUCAAAAUAACGAUCAAAUGAUGGCCAGGUAUCAACCAACACUUGAUCCAUAUACUAUACAACCUGUCAUACCUAAAGAUUUUCUCAACGGUUUGGCCCGAGAGGAACAGUUARAGAAAGUAAAAGCUGAUGUCUUCAAAGAGAUUCAAGACUCGGAGAACCGUAUCGUACAAGUGAUUGAACGAUUAGACUAUAAGAUGAGCGCUAAACUGAAUGCUAGUAACGAUCAGAUUCUUAAUAACUCGAAAGUACAGACCAGUAAAAUAGAGACCGAUAUUCGAGAAAUGAAGAAAGAGUUGAAGACUGCCUGUAAAAUACGUAACGAAGAGUUUAACAAAAUUGUCGAAAAACUGGUCAAUAAAGUUAUGCAUGAAAUGAAUGUCAUCGUCCARAAAGGCUUUCACGAGCUUAUGGAUCACGUAAACAAAGAACUCAAGAAUACUACCAAAGAGUUUGACAAAAAUAUACAGACAAUGCAAACAAAGGUCAUCCAAUCGAUGGAGAAAGUGUCAGCUAAUCAGUUCCGUUCGUUGGCAGCACCUGUCGGUGCAACACCAGUGAUGAUGACCGGCACUCCUACUUUAUCAAACACUCCCGCAUUACCUUCAAAUCAAACACCUCUCGUUCCUAUGACACCAGCUUCAGGUAUGCGAACAACGCCGCAACAGUUGUUCAAUUCGGCCACACAUUCAGUGCCAUCGACACCAUUGCCAUAUUCAACACCGAAGAACACAGUAAACACAUCGAUUAAUCGGCAAACACCUGCCGCCGACCCGGUGUAUGAGCAACAAAAGGCUGCUCAGAAAAAACGGUUAUACAACGAGAUAAUCCUCAAGAUUGGUGCCGGUAAUUAUGAGGAGGCGCUCACAAAAGCGUUAAAUCUAGAAAAUCCCGAUCUAGUGGUCAAUAUAUGCGAAAGUUUUCGCGAUAGACCAUCAGUACUGAUCAAUACCAUCAAAAAGGAUCAGACGGUUCUCGUAUCACUGUUACAACAACUUAUUAUAAAAAACGGUCCGAUUUAUAAAGACAAUAUGAACUGGAAGAUUGGAUUUAUUGAACAAAUACUACCAAAUCUAGAUCUGGARGAGACAUUUGUUAUGAAAUAUAUGUCAAGUUUGAUCCCUAAAAUCACUCAAAUGCUUGAUUUAGUGAUGUCAUCGGCAAGCGGUCCGGUCGUAGAUAAGGCGCGAAUACUUUCCUUUACUUUCAAUAAUUUGCUGCUUUGAAAACACUGUUUUAUUUAUAAAUGAAUGAAAAAUUUCUGAUUGUUUCUAAUAAUUAAUACAAUAUUUUCCCCCAAUWUGUCUAUUAGUUUUGAAUACACUUAUUAUGUUAUGAUUUGU
Oppia nitens is the source of this 3689-nucleotide messenger RNA. RefSeq lists its product as uncharacterized. Gene Ontology annotation, cellular component: P-body. The record is from RefSeq and is a predicted model, not a curated record. The transcript has 2 exons. Gene Ontology annotation, biological process: deadenylation-independent decapping of nuclear-transcribed mRNA. The coding region runs from base 216 to 3572 and encodes 1118 amino acids. Gene Ontology annotation, molecular function: protein binding. Lineage: Eukaryota; Metazoa; Arthropoda; Arachnida; Sarcoptiformes; Oppiidae.